CUCGCACUCCACUUGCUCGCCUCCUCCCAGAUCUCUCCCACCCCACCCCCCACCGCCGCCGGCGAUCGAGGCGGAGCAAGCGACGGGAUCAGGGAGGGGCAUGGACGGCGGCGGCGGCGGGCUGGGCGGGUUCCAGUGGACGGCGGAGGAGGCGUCCACGAUCGGGGGCAUCGCGACGGUGUCGCUGCUGCACUCCUUCAUCCCCACGCACUGGCUCCCCUUCUCCAUCGUCGGCCGCGCCCAGCACUGGCCGCUCUCCCGCACCCUCCUCGUCACUGCAUUUGGAGGCGUCCUUCAUGUUGUUUCCACUGCUCUUCUUGGGAUAACUGCUGUUACUAUGGCAAACACUAUAGCAGGCGAGGAAACGGUGCAUAAACUUGCCUCGCUGUUGCUGAUUAUUCUUGGAGGAAGUUAUAUCCUGUUGUUUGCACUAGGAAAAGGUGGUCACAGCCAUGCUCAUAAUCAUCCAAUGGAGAAGAUGGCAGUUGCAGGUCUUGUACUUGUGCCUGCAUUAUCACCCUGUGCAACAACUCUUCCAGUGUUUCUUGCUGUUGGCAACUCAUCCUCCAUGAUGAUCCUUGCGAUCAUUGUGCUCCUCUUCAGUACAAUCACAGUAAUGACGUCCCUGGUGGCGCUCUCAUUCUACGGCGCUAGCCAGAUUAAGUUCCACUGGGUGGAACGCUACGACAAGAUCCUUGUUGGAUCAGUUCUGUGCCUCGUUGGCGUGUUGACAUACGUAUUCCAUCACCAUGACGGCGGCGAUGAGCAUUCUCUCCAUGAACACGUGCACCGGAAACUUGUGGGUCUCUAGAGUCGUGGAUUGCAAGAUCUGAAUAUGAAUCCAUCUUAAGGCAGCUAGCCUGCUUCCUGGCAUUGUCUGGAAGUCUGAUCGAGCUCGAACUGCAUGGCUUUGCUGACUGCUGUUGUAGUUACCUGUACAUAAAGGUGUCUUAUCGUUUACUUAUGGGACAAUUGCAAAUGGGAAAAAUACUUGAAGCGCAUCCGUUAAAUGAUGUGCACUGGCGCAUAAUUUGGUGGUAAUGCAGAACUGGAAAUCUGAUUUGGUUAUUGCGAGUGAUUAAUUGUAUUAGUUGGUUUAUGCAUUAGGAUUAUUAAUUAAUUCAUCAACGUUUGUUUUCAAGGUUUUUCAUCGGUCAUAAAUAUUAAAAUAUAGCUGCCCAAGUUUUAAA
Messenger RNA from Oryza brachyantha (malo sina), 1190 nucleotides. RefSeq lists its product as uncharacterized. Lineage: Eukaryota; Viridiplantae; Streptophyta; Magnoliopsida; Poales; Poaceae. The transcript is spliced from 4 exons. Bases 101 to 811 code for a protein of 236 amino acids. The record is from RefSeq and is a predicted model, not a curated record.